This is a messenger RNA of Lagenorhynchus albirostris (white-beaked dolphin), 1668 nucleotides long. Its product is annotated as G-patch domain and KOW motifs-containing protein-like. Bases 25 to 1485 code for a protein of 486 amino acids. The transcript has a single exon. Lineage: Eukaryota; Metazoa; Chordata; Mammalia; Artiodactyla; Delphinidae. Gene Ontology annotation, cellular component: spliceosomal complex. Gene Ontology annotation, biological process: mRNA splicing, via spliceosome. Gene Ontology annotation, molecular function: nucleic acid binding. The record is from RefSeq and is a predicted model, not a curated record.
GCGGCGGCCUGGGAAGAGGGGAAGAUGGCGGACGCCAAAGAUGGUGUUUUGUGGCCUGCGGGAGCCUCCCGUGCCCCAAUUUCAUUCAGCUUCAAUCGCGCGUCUGCCCGGAGAUGGCUGGCGGAAGACGCGGCUCCGGAGAAGGAUUUCUUGAAGACCGAAAAACGGAGGGAGCUGCAGAGUGUGCAGCCCUCAGAAGCCCCCAAGGAACUUGUCAUCCCUUUGAUCCAGAAUGGCCAUCUUAGGCAGCCACCGACCCAGGCCCCUGGGCCAUCCACACAUACUGAGGUCUUGGUGGAUGGGAUGCUGUCCCAGGCUGUGAAGGAGCUCAUUGAGGAAUCCACGCAGUCUCUGGAGGAGAGAGAGAAUGCGGGUGUCGACCCCAUGCUCGCUAUCCCUAUGAUCCAGAAAGGAUGUACCCGCAACAGGGAAGGGGCAAACAGCGAACCCCGGGCUGAGACAGUGCCGGAGGAGGCUGAUUAUGAGGCAGUCCCUGUAGAGGCCUAUGGGCUGGCCAUGCUGCGGGGCAUGGGCUGGAAACCUGGCGAGGGCAUCGGCCGUACCUUCAAUCAAGUGGUGAAGCCCCGUGUCAGCUCACUGAGGCCCAAGGGGUUAGGGCUGGGCACCAACCUGACUGAGGUCCAGGCCCUGGCCCCCACCGGCCCCCACCACCUGCUGAGGCCAGAUGAGGAGCAAGAGAAGGAUAAGGAAGACCAGCCUCAGGGACUGGUGCCUGGAGGAGCUUUGGUGGUUCUUUCUGGCCCUCACCGAGGCCUCUAUGGGAAGAUGGAAGGCCUCGACCCUGACAAUGCUCGGGCCAUGGUCCGUCUGGCUGUGGGGAGCCGCAUGGUGACUGUUAGUGAGUACUGCGUGCGGCCUGUCUCCCAGCAGGAGUUUGACAAGAACUCCUUGGAUCUGAGCCACGUGAGCAAAACUUCCCCAAGGCAACAGAAUGGAGCAACCUCGUCAUGGAAGGCCCUUCAGGAUCAGGACCUCCACGUCCGGCAGGAGGACUCAGCGAGGAAGCGGAAACAACAUCCAGACCGGUGGGACCCUGAGCAUCUCAGAUGGAGACAGGAUGGGCCUGCAGCCAAGAUUGAGAAAGCAGCUCCCAGGAGUCAGCACUGGCUGCACAGGGACCUGCGUGUGCGGUUUGUGGACAAGCUGCACAAGGGUGGCCAGUAUUACAACACCAAGAUGACAAUCGAAGAUGUCCUGAGCCCGGAUACCUGUGUGUGUCUGACAGAUGAAGGCCAGGUCCUGGAAGGCCUGAGGGAGGGCAUGCUGGAGACCCUAGUCCCCAAGGUCCAGGGCAACCGGGUGAUGGUGGUGCUGGGGCCAUGGGCUGGAAGGGUGGGCCGUCUGCUGGACCGCGACAGAGAGCAGAGCCGGGCUCUUGUGCAGCUGCAGAGAGAGAAUCGGGUGGUGGAGCUUCACUAUGAUGCCAUCUGCCAGUACGUGGGCCCCAGCGACUCGGAGGACUGACCUGUGGACACACUUCCAUCACCCAGGUUGUUACCAAUCCCAUACAGUGUGAAAAGCCUGCCUUCACGAAGUGGUGGUGGGGUCAUGGUUCCACCCUCCACUUGCAGUGCAGCCCUGGGACAGGAUGGACCAGAAGGGAGGCUAGAAACAAACCCAGUAUUUAUCAGAACUUAGUAUAUAAUA